Molecule: messenger RNA, 1943 nt
Organism: Lates calcarifer (barramundi perch)
Lineage: Eukaryota; Metazoa; Chordata; Actinopteri; Centropomidae
Gene: abhd14a
Product: abhydrolase domain containing 14A
Exons: 5
Coding region: 378-1175 (265 amino acids)
Cellular component (GO): cytoplasm
Source: RefSeq, a predicted model, not a curated record
GGAACACACGGUGUAGACUGUGGUAGAUUUAGUAUAGAGCGGACACAUAUUCAACAGAUUUUCUUUGUAUGUCUCGACUUUCUUGUUGGACAGUUUAUAUCUAGUCAUCACUUAAGGUUGAUCGGCUAUUCAAGGAACACUGAAAAUACAGGGCGUUAAUUUUAAUCAGAAAAAAAUGUUUUGUUAGCUUUAGGCAGCAAUUUCUCUCAGUUUGGAAAGCUAGCCACCACCAGCAACCGAGCCUUCCAGCAACGUUUCCCCAUCUCUGGCGACCAGCAAUGCAGAAGACGUGACGAUGAAGCAGACAGCAUCGUCCUCCAGUGUGUCAGUGAUCGUGUUUAGUUGCCUCCUCUGUGUCGGUCGUUCAUCUUGACGAAAUGAAUUUCUUGCGCAAUCGUCUUGUUGUUCUGGGCCUGGUGUUGCUGGCCACGUUGCUGCUGUACCUGCUGCUGCCGUCCAUUCGCCAGGGCAGCAUGGAGCCGUCCCUUGAAGCUCAAAAAAUGGGGCUGAUGGCCACUCCUCCCCCUCCACUCCCAACCAUCAACGUGUCAGUUCGCACCGGACAGCUGCCCGGGGACCCGCCACUGUUCUUCCGAGAGGCUUUACCUGUUGACGGGGCAGGACGGCAGAUAUUGCCGAGGCUGCAAGUGGUCCUUCUGCACGGCCAGGCCUUCACAUCCAAAACCUGGGAAGAACUCGGUACAAUGGCCCUGCUGGCAACUCACGGAUAUCAGGCCUUAGCGAUGGAUCUGCCAGGGUAUGGAAAGUCUCCAGAUUCAGAGGCUCUGAAGACCGACCAGAAUCGUGUGGACCUCCUGUCAAGGUUCAUGGAGUCUCUGGGUGUCAGAGCAGCUGUGCUUUUGAGCCCUUCCAUGAGUGGACAUUACUCCAUCCCCUUCUUCAUGAAGAACAACGCUCAGUUGCACGGCUUCAUUCCCAUAGCACCAGUUGGUACCCGAAGUUACACUCCACAGCAGUACCAAAAUAUCCAGACUCCCACUCUGAUUGUGUUUGGAGCUCUGGACACAAAUCUGGGUGCCCAGUCCCACAAGAACCUCAUACAGCUUCCACAUCACUUUGUACUCAAGUUAGAAGGAGCUCGCCAUGCCUGCUACAUGGACAAACCCAGAGAAUUUCACCAGGGACUGAUCGACUUCCUCAGCAAACUGAAAUGAGAUGCAUAGCAGAGGAGGGUGGGGUAGAGAGAUGGAAACAACAGAAAGACAAGGGGAAAAUAGAAAGAGGAACACUGGUCCUCAGUUUUGCUAAAAAGAUCAGCAUCAUUCUCAUUAGUACCUGAAGAUUGUUAGGCAUGGGAGCAGGUUUUAUAACAUGGAAAAUGGCAUGUAAAGUCUUGUAGUGACCUUUAAUUAUACAAUAUUUCAGUUGCUGCCAUUAUAAAAGUAUUAUUUUUUCAAUUUUCCAUAGUGUCACCCCAAAAAACACAAGACUAGUUCAGCUCAGCUUGUUUUAAAAAUAGUGUCAGACUUGUAUAGUGGUGAGUUUUUGUUUCAUGUGUUUCAUGUCUCUCUCUGCAUGUAAAACAUGGAAUGUGUUUGCUUCACAGUUACCAUUUUUGUAGGUGACACAUAGGUUACUGUAAAUAUGCAAAUGUAGCAGGUGCCUGUGUUUAAAUAGCUUCUGUUCGCUUCACAUUUGACAAAACAGAUUUGUAUAUAAAGAUCUGGUAACCGUUCCAGCUUCCAGGCAAACACAUGCUGUUCUCCAUAAAAGCAAACAGAACUGAUAAUGCACUGUAAUUAAAAAAAACAUUUAUGAAAGAAUAUGGGCCAUGUUAAAAUGCUAAAAAAAAUAGCUCACAUUUAUUUGUAUAAUGAUGAUAAAGUUAUAUGUAAUAUAUUUGCAAUAAGUUUGGACAAUCAUGCAAAAAAAACAAACCUACAGUAAGACAUGUGCAUAGCUUAAAAUAAAAGUAAAAUGUG